Messenger RNA from Candidula unifasciata, 3435 nucleotides. The record is from the annotation of a GenBank genome assembly. NCBI's taxonomy places the organism in Eukaryota, Metazoa, Mollusca, Gastropoda, Stylommatophora, Geomitridae.
GGAGACAUUGAUGAGUCCCUCAGAGCUCUUGAAAAUUUGAUGAGUGAAUUCUUUGCUGCAGCCACAAACAAUGAUCGAAAAAGAGAAAUUGAGUCGAUCUUGGCCAACUUCACACAGAUGUCAAAUGCCUGGGAAAUGUGCCUUUAUUUUAUGGCUAGCACUCAAAAUGAAUACGUGCUCAUGUUCUGUUUGAAUGUUUUAGAGACAUUGAUCAGUCACAAGUGGACGAACAUUGCUGGUAGUGAUAAGAUCGAGAUUCGAACCAGCCUAACACAGCUGUUGAUGAACCAGCAUUCUACAGUCCCAUCCUACAUACGCAACAAGCUAGCCAAGUUAAUCAUUGACAUAGGACGCAAUGACUGGCCUCAUUUUUACCCUGAUCUCUUCACAAAUAUUCUACAGUUAGCUCAGCAGCCAGAUACUGCCUUGCUUGGGGUUAUUCUACUUCAGACGGCUUCGGAAGAGCUAGCAGCUCCAAGAGAUGACCUCAGCAUGGCCAGAAAGGAUGAACUUCAUCGUUUAUUGCUACAGCAGGUUCCAGCUAUUCUUAGUAUUCUUAAUAACAUUCUUGAGUCUAUGUUAGAGAAACAUCGGCACUUAGUGGCGGCCACACCUCCCCCAUCUCCAACAUCAGGAGAUGGUAGCUCCAGGUCCACACGCCAGGGAUCUGCUCAGUUGUUUUCAACAUCGCCUAUAGCCAGUGCCAACUUUGUUUCCCUUCUUCUGGGAAGUCCGAGCAGAGGCCCACAGAUGGAGGCCCUGCCUCCCCUGGAUCCUGCCUCACAACAGUUAUGCUGGGCUGGGCUGAACUGCCUGGCUCACUACUUGUGCUGGGUGCCAUUGUCCACAGUCAUCAGGCCUCAACUUCUGUCCACAAUUUUUCAUUUUGCUGCAUUUGGCUGCCAGUCCCGACCGGAUGUCAAGUAUUCUAGUCCAAGCACUACCAGGAAUGGUGCAUUUAGCAGCAGUACCCAUAAAUUAGGUGUGCUGGCUAUGAACUGCAUUAAUGAAAUACUCAGCAAGAACUGUGUGCCCCAGGAGUUUGAGGAUUUUCUGCUGCAGAUGUUUCAACAGACAUUCAAUUUACUGCAGAAGAUUACCAAAGAGAGCAACACCAGCGCAUCUGGGAACAGGCUAGAAGAGCUGGAUGAGGUCUAUGUAGACAAGUUCACUGACUUCCUGCGACUGUUUGUCAGUGUACACCUGCGUCGGUUUGAAGCAAACCCUCAGUUUCCUGUGCUGGAAUUCUUAUCUUUGUUGUUUAAGUACACAUUCAGACAGCCAACCAAUGACGGCUAUUACAGUUGUCUGGAUAUUUGGAUUACAUUUCUGGACUACUUACAUAACAAGCUAGAGGCCCGGGCAAUUAACAAGGAGGAUAUUUCUCAGAGGUACAAAGAAGCUUUGACAUCAUUGCUGACCAGUAUUGUGCAGAAGUUCCAGUUCCGCUACAACCAGUCUCAACUGGAGGAACUUGAUGAUGACACUUUAGAUGAUGAUGAAAAAACAGAAUGGCAGCAUUUCCUGCGGCAGAAUUUGGAAGUCGUAGCUAAAGUUGCUGAACUCAUGACACCAGAAGUCUUCCAGCUCGUAUGGGAGCCAUUCCAAGAACAUGUAGAGACAUAUUUUGGCAUUGAGAAGUUUGUUGACAGCUCAGGCUUCAAUCGGCAUCUACGUGUGUCUGCAGAGAAUGAUUGUAGAAGGCUGCAUUGUACUUUGAGAGACCUUUCAUCCCUCUUGCAAGCUUUGGGCAGACUGGCGGUCCAUUUCAUUGGGGAGCAUUUCGCUCUGAGGUUUACCAAUGCCAUGCAAAUAGUUUCCAGACUAGUCCAGAUAGCGUCAUAUGGUAGCAGAGUGAAGUUUUUUGAAGUAACCACAUCAGCUGGAGUUUUACAGCAAGAUUUUAUUGAAGUGCAUGCACAGUCUUUGGCAGCAAUUAAAGCUUACACCCAUUGGAUGCUGCAGUUCUAUACAGAAAGCCUGCGCACCAAUCAACAGAAGGAGGAUUUUAAUAGCAUGAUUGUGACAGUCAUGGAGGCAGUAACACCACUCAUUAACAAACAGGUUCCAGAUAAAAUCAUUCAGUCUGCUGCCCAUCUGCUGUUGUCAGUGACCACCACCAUUCGUCCAGCCUUCCUGUUCCAGAUAGCCCCAGUGGUCACUCUUUACGAGAGUGCUGGUCAAGGCAAUUGCCAGAACUUGGCACUAGAGGUUCAGCUGCUGGUCUAUCGCUCUCUGUCACACUACCUGCUGCUUCCCUGGCCCAGCGUCGGAGUAAGUGAACAGGACUGGGACAACAGAGCGGCGCACCACAAGGCAUUUAUCUCCCAUCUGGUGGCCCAGUUUGUCACUCUUGGCUCACACCCGGAGCUGGCAGUUUCCAAACAGGCACAGGAGCAAGCCAAGCCAGGGAUUAAAAAAACGAUGAUCAUCUGUCAAGACUGGGUGGAGUCGUUGGCUGGAGAGGUGGUCAAAUCCAAGCAGAUCUGCUGUAGCUCCCUGCAGGAAGUGACACAGACAACCCUGCUGAUAUUCCCAAUAUAUGUCCACGACGUGGAGGUGGUGGAGACCAUCAUGACCUACUUUCUUGCCAUGUUUCAAGGCCUUCGAGUUCAGAUGGGCGUUGCCUUUACGGAAAAGAUUAUACACACAUUUAUGAAUAUAUUUUCAAGGGAGCUGUUGACUCAGACAAUACAUCAAGAAACAAGUGGUGCUUUCAGGGUCAUUGAGAAUUUCUUGAAAAUAUUAGAGCUUAUUGUUCAAGAGCCAGGAUCCCAGUUCAAAUCUUUCCUUCCUCGUAUAAUUUCAAUAGCAAUGGAUCAGAUCUACCCUAUCAUUGCACCUAGACCAUCUCCUGACAUGAAGAGUGCCUUGUAUCACCUCUUGCAUGAAAUCCUUGCCAACAACUGGAGGUACUUUUUCAAAGGAUCCGUCCUUGAUGUUUUGAAGGAAUCAGGAGAUGGGUUAGAAAAUAGUGCACAGUUUAUCUCACUUCUGCAGGCAUAUGGGCAGUCGUUCUUACAGACAGAUAUAAGUAUUUUCAGACAAAACCUGGAAUCUCUGGAACAACUACACUUCAAAUGGAAGUUGUACAACAAGCAAAUCUUUAGAGAGGUGAUGAGCCAGCAGUUUCUGAAAGUGCUGUUGCAAGUGUUGGUACAAAAGUCACAUGAUCUUCUGCAGGAGGAGAUAGUUAUAUCUGUAUACAAUAUGGCUGCUGUGGACUUUGAUGUGUUUUUCAGUGACUUUCUCCCUCAGUUUUUGACAUCCGUGGAAGGAAUAGAUAACAACCAGAAAUCAGUAUUGGCAAAAAACUUCAAAACAGACAGGGAUCUGCCCUCCUUCACUCAAUCGGUACAGAGGUUUGUAAAUGACAUCCGCUAUUACAGCCUGAUCAACAGCAGUCUGCCUGCAGGAUCCGUAUCUUUAGUAUGA